AUGUUGGUUUUAGCUUCACUAGGUAGUUGGCUACCAUUUGCAAUUGUUGGCUUGUUUAUUAUUUGCUUCGCAAUUCUGUUUAUAUUACGUUAUCAACAAAAACGACGUCGAGAUUAUUUGGUUACAUUUGUUUGUUCAAUUUCAUUAAUUAUUGCUUUAUUAGCAGCAAGUUUAUUACCAACAGAUGUUAUUUUUGUAUCAUUUAUGAAAUAUCCUAAUGGAACAUUUAAAGAAUGGGUAUCAAAUCCGACAACAAGAGAUCAUAUUCAAAAAUAUAUCGAAGUUGGAUAUUAUGUUCUAUAUGGCCUGGUUAUUUUUAUGGCAUUUUUGGUUAAUCCAUUUCUUUUCUUUUAUUACGAAGAAAAGCAAGAAACAGAAAGCAAUACAAUACCAAAACGAAUACAAUCAGCAAUUAAAUGGACAAUUGGAUUUUUACUUUUUCUUUUUGUCUUAAUCAUUCUUGGAAUAUUUGUUCCUCAAUUGGCAACAUUACCAUCUGAUAAUUCCACGAGUGAAUGGGAUCAUGUUAAAUAUUUAAUUGAUCAUUUCGAUAGUUCAAGAAUUGAAGAUUCGAUUUCAUUCUCAAUUUUUACUAUCAGUAUCAUUGGAUUUUUUCUUUUAACAAUCUAUACAGGUUACGGUUCAAUUGCUUGUCCAUUAUCAUUAAUUCGUGGUAAACGUAGUGCACGUUUACAACAAGCAAGUAUUGAAGAUCAACGUAGUGAAAUACAAAGACAAAUACGAUUAUUAAAAAAUCGAUAUCCACGUCAUAUACCAAUGCCAAUUCGUGAAAAACAUCGAUUAGCUGAACUUGAACAAGAAGAUGCAGCUUUAUGUCGAAAUGAAGAAUCUAUCAUAAAUGUUCGAGAAAGUUUAUUUUUUAAAUGUCGUUAUAUAUAUCGACCAGUACAAAUUAUUCUUGGAAUAUUUUUAUUCAUAUUGGCAAUUGUUAUAUUUAUUUCACUUCUAUUGAGUAAUGUUAAUAAAUGUAUAAAUUUCGUGAAUUUCAAACAAAUAUUCGCACAAGGAAAUCAAACAUUACCUAAUCCAAUUAAUAUUAUUUUAACAUGGACAGGACAAUUCUAUCCAAUUAGUUAUAUCUUUCUAACUGGAUUACUUAUUUAUAUUAUAUUUACAUCACUCUAUGGAUUACAACAACUUGGUAUUUGGUAUUUUUGGGUUCGAAUGUAUCGAUUUUCUCGUGGAAGAACUAAACCACAAGCUAUAUUAAUGCUUUGUUCAUUAUUAAUGUUUAUUGUUGUUGCAAUCAAUAUAUUCGUUUAUCUUCUUAUACCACAAUACGCAAUUUAUGGUGAUCAACAUUAUUCAGCAAUUGGAAAUAAUGGAACGAUUAUCAUUGAAAAAUGUACACAAUUUGUAAAAACAGAUGACUGUCAAAUGACAGUAAUGGGUCGUAUUAUACUUCGAUUUUUCUAUAAAGUUUGGUUUUUUGGAGCCAUCUAUUUUUGUCUAAGUUGGAUAUUUCUUGUUAUAUUCUUGGCAAGUUUUAUAUUGAAAUUAUUUACUCAUCGUGAAUCAAAUAUACAAGAAUAUACAGUUGAUCGUUUAUUAGAAGGUGAUGGUGAUGAAGAUGAUGAUGAACCGUUAAUUCAAUAA
This is a messenger RNA of Adineta steineri, 1617 nucleotides long. Lineage: Eukaryota; Metazoa; Rotifera; Eurotatoria; Adinetida; Adinetidae. The record is from the annotation of a GenBank genome assembly.